Epinephelus fuscoguttatus (brown-marbled grouper) is the source of this 4473-nucleotide messenger RNA. It is a transcript of the gene ppm1la, whose product is annotated as protein phosphatase, Mg2+/Mn2+ dependent, 1La. Bases 517 to 1608 code for a protein of 363 amino acids. The record is from RefSeq and is a predicted model, not a curated record. Lineage: Eukaryota; Metazoa; Chordata; Actinopteri; Perciformes; Serranidae. The transcript has 4 exons. Gene Ontology annotation, molecular function: protein serine/threonine phosphatase activity; cation binding. Gene Ontology annotation, biological process: protein dephosphorylation.
AGAUCAAGAAUGGAGGUGUGUGAAAAAUGCAAUGUUGAUGCAGAGACUGAAUAGACACAAAUCCAGGAGAAGAAACGGGGUCAUUGGCGGAAAAAGGAGGCCACUGUUAGUCACAUCAUCGACUCUCGCCCCCCGGUGACUCCCAUGUCUCUCGUCGGGGUGGGUGUAACCCAAAAUAUCCGUCAUCCUACAAUGGGCUGUGGGAGAUCGGCUCGACUCGGAGAAUCCUCUUGCAGCUGUUCAGGGAGCCGAAGAUAGGACCAAGACAUCGGACCGAGUCAAUGACGGUGGCCUGCCCGCUUUUGUCCUGCGCUUCUCGGCCCCGGUGUCUGGCAGUCUGCCGCGCACAGUGCGUAAAUGCGGUCGGAGUAGAGAAGACAGGCCCCGGAGGAGCACUUUAAAUGUUGAAAUUCAGACUCAUCGUGGCAGUGAACCGAUUUCUUCAUAGUUCCGCUGAGCGGAUGGAGUGAAUUGUGCAAAAGAGGAGAGAGACAGACCGCAGUUCGGUGGCGUGUGAUGAUAGGAGACACAAUGACGCUCUUGUCUCUUCUGGGUCGGAUCAUGCGUUAUUUUCUCCUCAGGCCGGAGACGUUGUUUCUGUUGUGCAUCAGUCUGGCGCUGUGGAGUUAUUUCUUCCACACCGACGAGGUGAAAACCAUCGUCAAGUCCAGCCGGGACGCCGUGAAGAUGGUGAAGGGGAAAGUAGCGGAGAUGAUGCAGAAUGACCGGCUGGGAGGCCUCAGUGUCCUGGACGCAGAGUUCUCCAAAACCUGGGAGUUCAAGAACAACAAUGUAGCCGUGUACUCCAUACAGGGGAGGAGAGAUCACAUGGAGGACCGCUUUGAGGUGCUCACCGACCUCACCAACAAGAGCCACCCGUCCAUAUUCGGGAUAUUUGACGGUCACGGUGGAGAGGCUGCAGCUGACUAUGUGAAGGCCCACCUGCCAGACUCCCUGAAGCAGCAGCUGCAGGCCUUUGAGAGAGAGAAGAGAGAGAGCGCUCUCUCUUACAGCAGCAUUCUCGAGCAGCGCAUCCUGACCGUGGAUCGUGAGAUGCUGGAUAAGUUGUCUGCCAACCACGAUGAAGCAGGAACGACAUGUUUAAUAGCGCUGCUGUCAGACAGAGAACUCACAGUGGCAAACGUCGGAGACUCUCGUGGCGUGCUGUGUGACAAAGAUGGGAAUGCUGUUGCACUAUCACAUGACCACAAGCCGUAUCAGCUCAAAGAGCGCAAGAGGAUCAAGAGGGCAGGUGGUUUCAUCAGUUUUAAUGGAUCCUGGAGAGUCCAGGGAAUCCUGGCAAUGUCCCGCUCUCUGGGGGACUACCCACUGAAAAACCUCAACGUAGUCAUCCCCGACCCCGACAUCAUGACGUUUGACAUGGACAAGCUGCAGCCAGAGUUCAUGAUCCUGGCAUCAGAUGGCUUGUGGGACGCUUUCAGCAACGAGGAGGCCGUUCGGUUCGUCCGCGAGCGUCUGGACGAGCCUCACUUUGGCGCCAAGAGCAUCGUCCUCCAGUCUUUCUACCGCGGCUGUCCCGACAACAUCACCGUCAUGGUGGUGAAGUUCAAAAGUGGAGCCGGGGGGAGCAGCAAGGCGGGGGAGUAGGUCAGGGUAAAGUUUAGAGCUGAAUUGUGAUCAAUGUUGAAAUGAUUUUCCACAUCUUGUGGACGGAGCAGGGAGUGUGAUCACAGUGUAGGAAGUUUAAGUUUGGACACUGAGAACUGUACAAGUACACACACACACACACACACACACACACACAAAAACAAGUUUUGUUUGUAGGUUUCUGAUUGAGAUAAGGGCAUUUAAACACAACACAGAUUUCAUAACCAUCAGCCAACUUCAUGAUGAACACAUAAAACUACUAAACACACACAGACAACAGACAGGGGAUUUUUUUCUUAACCAGCACACAUCAGACUGUGAUUGAUUUAACUACUGUUUACUGUACACGCACACGAAUGGUACAGCUCCACUGGAGGCUUCUUCAGAGGAGGCUUCAACUAGUGCCUAUCCAAGAUUAACUGUGCAAACACAGGAAGCUACUGAAAAUGGAUGUGCAAAAACAAAAACACCACCCUGCUUGCUGCAUUUUGAUGAUGCUCUCCAGUAAUGUUCUCGUCUGUUAAAUGUUUGACCCGGAAAAUGUCGUCAAAUAUAAAAAGACUCCAGUGGAUCCAUACCUUGAACUGAUGCCGCACCCAAAAUCUACCCUUUGAGUAUCAAACACUCAUCACCUGUAGAGUUGAGAGGUAGAUGUUCAUCAUUUGUAGUUUGUCACAGUAGAAAAAAGUAGCAUAAAUAUUGUUGAACAGCAGGAGCUCUGAUUGGCAGGUUGCAGUGUGUUGGCAGGACUCUGGUCAAUCACAGCUCUUACUACUAUUGUGUGGGUUUAGUUUCAUAUCAUUUUUAUAUAAAAGAGAGCUGUCUUUAAAGGAAUUCUUCACCCCUAAAUGAUCACUUUAAUCAGAAGAGAGAAGGUCUUUGGCGCUUAGACACCAGAGGGAGAUUAUUUGUGAUCGUGGGACAUCUGAGCGGCAGCAAGAUGAAUCCACCCCUGGAGUCUAGACACUGGUGGAGGUGGUGGUGGCUGAUGACUUUGACUGCUGAGGCGAAUAGAGGCUGCAUCUGAGAAGACUAGGUGGUGAUGGGGAGGUGGAGGGUAUGCACAGCAGCAGCAUUAAAGGACUGCGAGCAGAAAAAGAACCAUAUAUAAAAUGAGGAGCAGUGAGAUGAUGGCUGAUGGAGAAGGUGUGUAGAACAGCUGAUGAUUCGAUUGACAGCCCUGAACACUGACAGCCAGAGAUAGAGCGUGAGCAUGCGUGCAAGGAGUGAGUAGCAGGGAGAGUUACAGCCUAAGCAUGAUAAAGUAUCGUCUUCCUGACUGAACUUUCACCAGAGCUUCAUUUGUAUAUCAGUUACACACCCUGUGUUACCUUGAAUUCAUAAAGCAAACUUUGUCUUCCUUGCAUGUCUGCAUGAUAGGUGAAGAAUCCAAAAACGGAGAAAAUUCUUGAUUGCUUGGAGUAAAAAGGGGGCUGCAUUUAACAACAGCAAAACUAUAUCAAAACAUCAGUUUACAAACUCUGACAAAACUCCAGUCUUAUGCUCAGCACUUCCUAAACACAUGCAUUCUUAUUAAAACCUUAUGAUUUAAAAUGCUUUGGCGUAAACAGUCUUCUGCCCGGAUUAUUAAUGCACUUGGGUAUUUGAAAUCCUGUCCCCCAGUUCAUUCACUGACCAGGAGUUCUGCCUUCACUCACCUGUGCCCGGUGCGUUACAGCGAGUGGACUAGCUGGGAGGCCGUAUUUCAAGCAGAGUUCAAACACAGACAGUUGCCCAGAUGCACUAUUCAUACAUGCAUGAGACUGUUUACGCAGAGGUGUUUUAAAUUGUAAGGUUUUAGCAAAAAUGCAUGUGUUCAGGAAGUACUAAGAAUACGACUGGAUAGAUAAAACUUGGAUUAUACGGCACAAAUUGUGUGAAAGUUUGCAAACAGAUAUUUGGAUUCAGUUUUGCUGUAAUUAAAUGUGGCCCGCGUUAACUUGAAUUGAUCAAGGAUUUUCUCCUGUUUUGGAUUCUUCGUUCAUUGUGGAGGCAUGCCAGAAAACAAAGUUUGCUUCAUGAAUUCAAGUUGCACAUUAAUUAAUAUACAAAUGAUCAUUUUGGGGGUGAAGUAUUCCAUUAAAUUAAAGAGACCGCAAAAUGUAAACUAAAUAUUGUGGGAUGGAAUAUGAAAGGUAGACACAUAAGUAAUUGGAUUGGAUUUUUUUGAAAGUAAUGUGAUUCCAUUUUAAAAUGUAUGUACUGAUCAUGUAAAGAUUACAUUAGGAAAAAGAAUUAGUAAUGUAGAUAUUAAUGUAGAUUUAACUAAACGACUUAUAAUAACAUUUUAAGGUUAGUGAUACUCAGACGAUAGGUUUUGGGUACAGCAUUACAUUAACAUACAACACAUGCACACAUACACACAAACAGUUAUGUAAAAAAAAAAAUGCACUUUGAGAUGUUUAUUUUUUGGAAUGGUAAAUUCUGACAUAUCAGCCAAUGUAAACACUGUAUAUCCACAGUAGUACAAGAGGGGUCAAUAUACAGUAUGUAGAGCCUGAUUUAGUUCCUGACCUUCACCUCUUGGUACUGCAAUUUCGUGGAGCUAAUGUAAACUGUUAUGUCAAAGUUGUUUUACACCAUCUGUAUUGGGGCAUGUGCUUUGUCUUACCCAUGCUCGUGAACAAAGUACAUACAGUAUGUAUCCAUGGACGCUGGUGGCUGCCUUUGACCUGGGAAGCGCACGAAACAAGAGGUGCAACAGACUCUGCUGCCGUGAGAGCCCGGCUAAAAGAUGACACAUGGUGAACUGUACAGAAGGAAUGCUAGUAGCUAGUAAUAUGAUAUGCUCCUGAAGCAAUACAACCGAUGACUUCAACAGCAGCAACCUGUCAAGGAAGGUUACAGUAAACCAUACUUGAUUUA